AUGUUGGACGAGAUUUACGAGCGCCAUUAUCAGCCUCGCAGCGACACCAACACCUAUAUUCUAGGAACUAUUGCUGAGCACCGUGUUGUUAUGGCGUGUUUACCUACACAGGGUUAUGGGACAAGCAAUGCAGCGGUUGUGGCUACGAAUAUGCGACGAACCUUCCCUUCGAUUUGCUUUUGGCUGCUGGUUGGAAUCGGCGGCGGCGCCCCCGGCAAAGUUGACAUCAGACUUGGUGACGUUGUUGUCAGUACCAAGGUAAUCCAGAUCGAUCUUGGAAAAAUUGUCCGGGAUGGGCAAUUGCAUCGAACAAGUGUUGUUCGCACACCAUCCCAGAGUCUUAUGACAGCCAUUGCUGCACUACAAGCAAGGCACAGAAAAUCGUCAAGCAAGAUAUCCGGAUUCAUCUACCAAAUGCUGAAGCGUGAUCCAGGUAUGGAGGGAUUUUCGGAUCCUGGUGCCGAUUCGGAUCUGCUGUUUGAUAGUAACCACGAACACACUCCUCAGUUGAUGGAUAACUGCAGUCUCUGUAACAUGUCGCGACUUUUGAGGCGGAAUACACGUAUUAAUAGGGACCCAAUUGUCCACUAUGGGACUAUCGCCUCUGCAAACCAAGUUAUGAGAGACGCAAAAACAAGAGAUCGACUAAUGAACGAAUUGGACAUUCUAUGUUUUGAGAUGGAGGCGGCUGGCUUGAUGGAAAGCUGUUCAAGUAUGGUCAUUCGCGGAAUUGCCGACUAUGCGGAUUCCCACAAGAACAAUCGAUGGCAAUGCUACGCCGCUGCUACAGCCGCAGCAUACGCCAAAGAACUUCUUUCAGUCAUACCAUUGGCAGAGAAGUCAGGGACGGAAGUCCAGCGCGGUAUGCAGAGAACACACCGCGUCACUGCUCGCCAUUCUCACAAUACCCCCUCAGUUUCGCGUGGAACCGAACAAGUUCAUAGAAUUAAAGGAGUCAAAGCAGGUGAUGAUGCGAACCAGAUGUUUCUGUCAAAUGGCACUCCGUUGCGUAUUGAAAAGGCGACCGUGCGAAACAGGGGGUUUCAGCUGUUUGGUGAUAUACCAUUGCAGGACGCCUUGAAAAUUUUAGACAGGAAGCAUAGUACUGGUACUGAGGAGGCUUCAGAGGAAGUCACAGCCAGCUCAGCCGGUAGUUCGGCUGCUAUAUAA
Molecule: messenger RNA, 1170 nt
Organism: Metarhizium brunneum ARSEF 3297
Lineage: Eukaryota; Fungi; Ascomycota; Sordariomycetes; Hypocreales; Clavicipitaceae
Biological process (GO): nucleoside metabolic process
Molecular function (GO): catalytic activity
Source: RefSeq, a predicted model, not a curated record